AUGACUUCGGAAGGCCAUUGUGUUUUUGUGCUGGUCUACGUGGACGAUGUCUUGGUGACUGGAAGCUCGCUCGAGAUGAUUGCGCGCACCAAGAACGACCUCAAGACACGCUUCGAGAUGACGGACAGCGGCAAGUGUGCCUUUGUUCUUGGGAUCGAGUUAUUGGACAUGGAGGUGAAAGCGUGA
Messenger RNA from Peronospora matthiolae, 186 nucleotides. NCBI's taxonomy places the organism in Eukaryota, Oomycota, Peronosporomycetes, Peronosporales, Peronosporaceae. The record is from the annotation of a GenBank genome assembly.